Myotis davidii is the source of this 3918-nucleotide messenger RNA. RefSeq names its product ectodermal-neural cortex 1 (gene ENC1). NCBI's taxonomy places the organism in Eukaryota, Metazoa, Chordata, Mammalia, Chiroptera, Vespertilionidae. The record is from RefSeq and is a predicted model, not a curated record. The transcript has 3 exons. Gene Ontology annotation, molecular function: protein binding. The coding region runs from base 386 to 2155 and encodes 589 amino acids.
UGGUGCAUUCACAUGGGAUCAUACCGGUUGUUCUCUGCAGCACUGAACACUGGUGAGAAAAAGGACUAGACUUGUAGAGGCUUGGCUUGAGGUGGGGGUGAAACUUGGCUCCUUCCCAUUUGUUAUAUCUAGGAGACUAAUAGGAGACUAAUGGGUGUUUGUAAAGUCUUUGUAACACCAGAGCCCAGGACUUGGUUGCUGCUUUUCUCCCACCGAGCCGUGUUUAUCAUAAUGAAAAGUUACAUGCUGCAAAUAAAGGAAAACAAGUUGCAUCACCUCCUGGUAUGUGGCCUGUGUGUUAAGGGCAAGUUAGGCACCUGCUUUUGUUUUCUGUGACACAGCUGGUCAGGGAAGUGGCAGCUUAGUAUCUGGGAGUGGAAACAAAAUGUCCGUCAGUGUGCAUGAGAACCGCAAGUCCAGGGCCAGCAGCGGCUCCAUCAACAUCUACCUGUUCCACAAGUCGUCCUACGCCGACAGCGUCCUCACGCACCUGAACCUUCUUCGGCAGCAGCGCCUCUUCACCGAUGUCCUUCUCCAUGCGGGGAAUCGGACCUUCCCCUGCCACCGGGCGGUGCUGGCUGCCUGCAGCCGCUACUUUGAAGCCAUGUUCAGUGGCGGCCUGAAGGAGAGCCAGGACAGUGAGGUCAACUUCGACAACUCCAUCCACCCGGAAGUCUUGGAGCUGCUUCUCGACUACGCGUACUCCUCCCGGGUCAUCAUCAAUGAAGAAAACGCAGAAUCGCUCCUGGAAGCUGGCGACAUGCUGGAGUUUCAAGACAUCCGGGAUGCCUGUGCUGAGUUCCUGGAAAAGAACCUGCAUCCCACCAACUGCCUGGGCAUGCUGCUGCUGUCCGACGCGCACCAGUGCACCAAGCUCUACGAGCUCUCCUGGAGAAUGUGUCUCAGCAAUUUCCAAACCAUCCGGAAGAACGAAGACUUCCUCCAGCUGCCCCAGGACAUGGUCGUGCAGCUCUUGUCCAGCGAAGAGCUGGAGACGGAAGAUGAAAGGCUCGUGUACGAGUCUGCAAUCAACUGGAUCAGCUACGACCUGAAGAAGCGCUACUGCUACCUCCCAGAGCUGCUGCAGACGGUGAGGCUGGCUCUCCUGCCGGCCAUCUAUCUCAUGGAGAACGUGGCCAUGGAGGAGCUCAUCACCAAGCAGAGGAAGAGCAAGGAGAUUGUGGAGGAGGCCAUCAGGUGCAAGCUGAAGAUCCUGCAGAACGAUGGCGUGGUGACCAGCCUCUGCGCCCGGCCUCGGAAGACUGGCCAUGCCCUCUUCCUCUUGGGAGGGCAGACUUUCAUGUGUGACAAGCUGUACCUCGUCGACCAGAAGGCCAAAGAGAUCAUUCCUAAGGCCGACAUCCCCAGCCCAAGAAAAGAGUUCAGUGCGUGCGCCAUUGGCUGCAAAGUGUACAUUACUGGGGGCCGGGGCUCUGAAAACGGAGUCUCGAAAGAUGUCUGGGUUUAUGACACCCUGCAUGAGGAGUGGUCCAAAGCCGCCCCCAUGCUGGUAGCCAGGUUUGGCCACGGCUCUGCCGAACUGAAGCACUGCUUAUAUGUGGUCGGGGGGCACACAGCCGCCACCGGCUGCCUCCCAGCCUCCCCCUCAGUCUCUCUGAAGCAAGUGGAACAUUAUGACCCCACGACCAACAAAUGGACCAUGGUGGCCCCACUCCGAGAAGGCGUCAGCAAUGCAGCAGUAGUGAGCGCUAAGCUCAAGCUGUUUGCUUUCGGAGGUACCAGCGUCAGUCAUGACAAGCUCCCCAAGGUCCAGUGUUACGAUCAAUGUGAAAACAGGUGGACGGUGCCGGCCACCUGUCCCCAGCCCUGGCGUUACACGGCAGCAGCUGUGCUGGGUAACCAGAUUUUUAUUAUGGGGGGAGAUACAGAGUUCUCCGCCUGCUCUGCUUAUAAAUUCAACAGUGAGACUUACCAGUGGACCAAGGUGGGAGACGUGACAGCAAAACGCAUGAGCUGUCACGCUGUGGCCUCCGGAAACAAACUCUACGUGGUGGGAGGGUACUUUGGCAUUCAGCGAUGCAAAACUUUGGACUGCUACGAUCCAACGCUGGAUGUGUGGAACAGCAUAACCACAGUCCCAUACUCCCUGAUCCCGACUGCGUUUGUCAGCACCUGGAAGCACCUGCCUUCUUAAGCGCAGUGCAUCUUACAGAAAGUGAGCACGGGCUCAAGAAAUGAUUUCUGUUUUGGAGAGGCCAACUUUAAUGAAGAGAAAGAAAAAGAAAAAAAAAAAGGAAAAGAAGUUGCUACAAGACCUGGAUUGUACGAUUGGCUGCACCUUGUAAAUGCUCUAACUGGACAUGAAGGAGGGGGUGGGGGAGGGGUGGGAUUUUCAGUGCAAGUAGCACAUGGUUUAAAUAUGAAUGAAUGAACCUGUGAUCUAGUCCUUGUCUUGUAAUUGUGGAUUAAUGUCAGCAUUAAUCAGCCCCUCAAAGGGAGAGAAAAGCCGGGGCCUUUCCGUGCUGUACCAUAUUCAGCGUCUGAUUUCCAUGGGCUCCACCAUUUAUGUGUAAAAUUUGAAAUGGUUGUCACCUCUCUCUGAGGAGCAAGCUUGAAGCCUCCUCGCCAGCUGCUGCUGGAGAUGGAAAGCCGGCUGGAGGGCCGGGAGGGAAGCUGGCGCUGGCUGCAGAGAGGAGCCCUGGGCUCGGCCAGCCUCCGAGGGGCUGUGCUCCCCGGGAAGGUUCCGAACAAUGGGGGCGUUGUUGGUAGGUGUUGGUAGACGAUCUCUUCUAUUUAUAAGUGACUUUAAACCUUCCCCGGGCUGGUAAGAAGUGUGUUCUAGAUUUAGCUAUUUAUUGUGUGAUGCCUGCAUGCUGAAACAGUGCUUACAGUUGUGUUCACGUGUGUGGACGUGUGUGAUGGUUGUAUGUUUUGCACAAUUUUCGUGGCUGUUGUGAUGUGCUCUGCUGCACAAAAAGGAAAACUUUGGAGUUACAGUUUGCAAUAUAACUGGAGGGUGGGAUGGGAAGGGGAGGGGUUUUGUAAAUGUCAAGACAGGGAAGGAUUACAAAACAGAAACUUAAAUUACACCCCAGAGGUAGGGAAGGCAUGGAGGUCACAUUUCUUAGACUCGCCAACUUUUCAUGGGGCCUCAUGGGCUCUGGGCAUGCUGAUGGCUCCUGGGGCGAUGGAAGGUUUCUUUCCACCCCCUCUCUUCCCACCUGCGUCACCUCUUUCAGUCUUGGCUACUGAAAUUUGGAAAGGACCAAAUCGCUUCGCAGGUUUUUUGUGUGUGUGUGUUUUUUUUCCCCUUUGUGUAAUAUCCUGAAAUCCUGGAAAAUUCUAUGGAAUAGUUCUGUAUAUAGGGCACAGGUAAAGACAUAGUCCAAAGUUUAUAUAUUUAUUUAUUUAUUACCCUGCGAGAAGGCCUUGCCAUCACCACAGUUAACGGGGGAAACACUGCAUUAUCACCGACGUAAGUUAAUUCAGUCCCCCGAUUUGCUGGACCUGGAUUCGUUGUUAUUCUUGCUGAACAAUUCAGCGAGGGUGACAAGUUCUCCAAGACAAGUGUGAACAUUGGUACAGUGUAUGCCCUAGUGCUCACCUGCAGGUAAGUCUCUGAAAGAACUCUUUGGUGCACAAAAGUGACACAUUUGGUUACAAAACACCACACGAUUGUGAGCAGCAGCCGCUGUUGAGGUUUUCCGGGAUAGUUGGGAAUUGGUUGUGAAUACAUUCUUUGCUAGUUUGUGAGCUUGUUUACUAAACCAAACAUGUGCUGUGAUAGGUGUUAGUAUUAGACUCAAAGAGGCACUUCCUCAGAGGUGUCUGGGGAAGGCCGGAGUUUGUAACUCUGGCACUGCUUUCACUGAUGUUUCUCACAUUACUGUACUUAAGAAAUAAGGUUUAAGACUGAUAACAACCCUUUACAUUGUGAGUGUGUUUGCAUUGUCUAAU